Molecule: messenger RNA, 3365 nt
Organism: Myotis lucifugus (little brown bat)
Lineage: Eukaryota; Metazoa; Chordata; Mammalia; Chiroptera; Vespertilionidae
Gene: GRIN3B
Product: glutamate ionotropic receptor NMDA type subunit 3B
Exons: 8
Coding region: 619-3342 (907 amino acids)
Biological process (GO): monoatomic ion transport; modulation of chemical synaptic transmission; ionotropic glutamate receptor signaling pathway
Cellular component (GO): plasma membrane; postsynaptic membrane
Molecular function (GO): transmitter-gated monoatomic ion channel activity involved in regulation of postsynaptic membrane potential; NMDA glutamate receptor activity
Source: RefSeq, a predicted model, not a curated record
CCUCAUGCAGGCAGCAUCCUGCCCACCAUAGGUGUCUCUCAAAGCUCUCCCCUCUUUCACAGGCUGAUCAAAUCUAGGAGAACUUUCUGUGUGCUAUUGGGCACAAAGGACCCCUUAGCCCCUGGUUUGCCUGGCUCAGGGGCAGUGAUGUGUAGGAGUCCUAAGAGGAAGCACUCUGGCUUGGCUCCCAGCAUGAAGUCAUCAGCCAGUUGAUGAUCAUGGAGCCUUAGUCCUGGACUCUUGAGGGGUUCCCAGACCGGAGGGGUGGGAGAGGUCAGGACUGUGGUGAAUGAAGGAUUUGAGGUUGCGAGAGUCCAGAGGGGAGCCAGAGUUCUAAGGUGGAUGGGAAUGUCUAAAUAGAGGAGGGGGCAGUGGGGCUGAGUUUUGAAGAAUGUAUAGGAGUUGACUGACGUAGAGAGAGAAAAGUAUUCCAGAUUGGGAAUGGCACAUGCAAAAAUCCUCCAAGUGGGAUGCUACCAGGGUGGCCAGAGACACAACAGAAGGCCCUAAAUGUCAGGCCAGGGAGGCUGGGCUUAGUGCUGCUGGCUGUGGGGAACACAGAAGGGUUUAGAGCAGAGGUAGGCUGGGAGGAGACAGGCAUGAGGUCUAGUUACCAAGAUGGCCUCUGUUUAUUGGACACCUAUUGGCGGGGGUGGGAAGGACAUGGUGGUCACCAGCCCUAACUGUGACCACCCCCCUUCCCAGAACCCGUUUCACCUACAGUUGGACUGGGCCAGCCCCCUGGAGACGCUGCUGGAGGUGCUGGUGUCCGUGCUGCAGGCCCAUGCCUGGGAGGACGUUGGCCUGGUGCUCUGCCGCACGCGGGACCCUGGUGGCCUGGUGGCCCUCUGGACAAGCCGGGCUGGCAGGGCCCCAAAGCUUGUGCUGGACGUGAGCCGACCGGACACCGGUGAUGCAGGGUUGCAGGCCCGCCUUUCUUCGCUGGGGGCGCUGGAGGGGGGCUCAGCCCUAGUACCUGUGGCCGUGCUCCUUGGCUGUGACAUGGCCCGUGCCCGUCAGGUGCUGGAGGCUGCCCCUCCCGGGCCCCGCUGGGUGCUAGGCACGCCGCUGCCUGCAGAGGCACUGCCCACUGAGGGCCUGCCACCUGGGCUGCUGGCACUGGGUGAGGUGGCCCGACCCUCACUGGAGGCCACUAUCCACGACGCGGUGGAGCUGAUAGCACGGGCGCUGGGCAGCGCGGCCCGUGUGCAGCCAGAGCGUAUCCUUCUCCCCGCCACCACCAACUGCAAUGACCUGAAGCCACCCCAACUCCAGUCCUCAGGCCACUUCUUGGCACAGUUCCUGAGCAACACAUCCUUCCAGGGCCACACGGGGCCAGUGUGGGUGACCAGCUCCUCCCAGGUGUACAUGUCCCGGCACUUCCAGGUGUGGAGCCUGCGCCAGGACCCGCUGGGCACCCCAGCCUGGGCCACACUGGGCAGCUGGCAGGAUGGGAGGCUGGAGUUGGAGCCAGGGGGUGCUGCUGUGCAGCCCCCGUCCCCGCUGGGUGCCCAGGUCCGGCCUAAGCUGCGUGUGGUGACCCUGGUGGAGCAUCCGUUUGUGUUUGCCCGAGAACCAGAUGAGGAUGGGCAGUGCCCAGCAGGACAGCUGUGCCUGGACCCUGGCACCAACGACUCUGCCACCCUGGACGCGCUGUUUGCUGCCCUGGCCAACGGCUCGGUGUCCCAUGCUCUGCGCAAGUGUUGCUAUGGCUACUGCAUUGACCUGCUGGAGCGCCUGGCAGAGGACACACCCUUUGACUUUGAGCUAUACAUUGUGGGCGAUGGCAAGUACGGUGCCCUGCGGGAUGGCCGCUGGACUGGCCUGGUGGGUGACCUGCUAGCUGGCAGGGCCCACAUGGCAGUCACCAGCUUUAGCAUCAACUCAGCCCGCUUGAAGGUGGUAGAUUUCAGCAGCCCCUUCUUCUCCACCAGCCUGGGCAUCAUGGUGCGGGCGAGAGACACGGCCUCACCUCUUGGGGCCUUUAUGUGGCCGCUGCACUGGUCUAUGUGGCUGGGUGUCUUUGCCGCCCUGCACCUCACCGCGCUCUUCCUCACGCUCUACGAGUGGUGCAGCCCCUAUGGCCUCACACCCCGCGGCCGGAAUCGUGGCACCGUUUUCUCCUAUUCCUCAGCCCUCAACCUCUGCUACGCCAUCCUGUUUGGACGCACAGUAUCCAGCAAAACCCCCAAGUGCCCCACCGGGCGUCUGCUCAUGAACCUGUGGGCCAUCUUCUGCCUGCUCGUGCUGUCUAGCUACACGGCCAACCUGGCUGCCGUCAUGGUCGGGGACAAGACUUUCGAGGAGCUGUCAGGGAUUCAUGACCCCAAGCUGCACCACCCGUCCCAGAGCUUCCGCUUUGGCACUGUGUGGGAGAGCAGUGCAGAGGCCUACAUCAAGAAGAGCUUCCCUGAGAUGCACGCGCACAUGCGGCAACACAGCGUACCCACAACACCCCAUGGCGUUGCCAUGCUCACGAGCGACCCCCCCAAGCUCAAUGCUUUCAUCAUGGACAAGUCACUCCUGGACUAUGAGGUCUCCAUCGACGCCGACUGCAAACUGCUGACUGUGGGCAAGCCCUUUGCCAUUGAGGGUUAUGGCAUCGGACUCCCUCAGAACUCACCGCUCACCUCCAACCUGUCCGAGUUCAUCAGCCGCUACAAGUCCUCUGGCUUCAUCGAUCUGUUGCAUGACAAGUGGUACAAGAUGGUACCUUGUGGGAAGCGGGUACUUGCUGUCACAGAGACCCUGCAGAUGGGCAUCUACCACUUCUCCGGUCUCUUUGUGCUGCUUUGCCUGGGCCUGGGUAGUGCCCUGCUCAGCUCUCUGGGGGAGCACAUCUUCUACCACCUGGUGCUGCCAUGUAUCCGGAGGGGUAACAGGUUGCAGUACUGGCUACACACAAGUCAGAGAAUCCACCUCGCCCUCAACACAGAGCCGCUGGACAAGCAGAAAGAACCUGAGCCAAGGGAUCUGGAGAAGCAGCAACAAGACAUACCAACUGCCCGGUCAGGCCAGGGCAACUGGACACGGGUGUGCCAGGCCAUGGUAAGGGAGCGUCAUGUGCACUUCCUUCUGGAGCCAACCUUGGCCACUGCUCCAUCAGUAGUGGGCACAGAUGUGGAGGGGAACAGGUCACCUGAGGGUCCCAUCCGGCUCUGCUCCAAUGGCCAGCCACCCACCAUGCUGCCCACUGGCGCCCCACGCCCGGGGGAGCUGGAGGAACUGGAGCAGCACAUUGCGGACGCACGUUCAAGGCUCCAUCAGGCGCUGGUGCGGCAUGGGGAGCUCCUGGCCCAGCUCCCAGGUGGCAGCUGCGAUGGGCCACUGUGCCUGCUCUAGGCCUCCGGUGGUCUCCACCUGCU